AUGCUAUAUAUGUAACUGAGGGUAUGAAGAAGGGGCGAGCACUACUCUGGGACAUGGUGAAAAUGUUUGGAGAAUUGACUAUGUGACUAAAAUACAGGAAAGAUACUCAAUGUGAGUUCAGACUUAGAGAUACCACAUGGAACAUAUAUGUGGUGUCCAAGAUAUCAUACAAGAGGAUGGAGACUUACAGGCAGAAUGUUCCAAUACACAGGGUUGCACCUGAUCUAUGUGUUUGGAGCUGGAUCUUUUAGUCAAUAAAGCUUUUGUUUCACUCUGGCCGCUGUAAAAAGGUCUUUCCCUUCUCGCACCUCUAAGUGGGUGUGGGGUCAUUAUGAUAGGCUGAUCACUUUAUGCUUGUUGUGGGAAUCAACGUCAUCUUAUAUUUGGAGAAUAUGCCGUGUCUUGGAGGGCCUCUCUCUUGAUUAUGGCUAAUGUCAGCAGUGACUGAGAUUCACUAUGCAUGGUAGAGUAGCUCCAUUCUUCUAAUAGCCAUUUGUACAACUCUUUACUUCAACUGCUCAAGUUCAAUAUUCCCUUGGUAUCCAAGUGGAGUAACCUCCUUAGUUUGACGCGUAACUUCUCAGCGUUGUGCUUAAUGAGCAUUUGAAACUUUGCUCCUUCAUUCCACUUCAAUGGUUAGGUUUUCCUGCUUCUCCACUCCUAUCCAUUACAACAAAUCAAAGAAAAUUGUACAACAUGCUGGUGGAGCAAUGCAUUUCACUCAUCAAAUUCUUUCUCAAGAUCAACCAAUAAAUUUUCCUGCAGGGUCUGCAAGUUCAAAUCCAAAGAUGGAUGACAAUAAUCUUUCAAACAUCAGUGUGGAGCAAGUCGCUAGUCCAUCUUCUCAUGAAGCUUGCUGGAAAUCAGAAGAUUUAAAUGAUUAUUCUUGUCCUGAGGAUGGUAAAGGAAUUCCUCAGAUAGCAUGCCUCAGAAAAAGUCAAUCUCUUGGAAAUGUAUUAGAUAAGAAUAGAGGCUUCCCUUGUGAUGAUCUCACUGAGGAUGAUGAGGUUGAUCAGAGACUUCGCUCCAAUGACAACAAAAUGAAGCAAUUUGGUAGUUCCUCCAAUAAAAUUGGCCAGCGUCAGAAAAAUGGCAUUGCCGAAUCUUUUAAUUCAUUUGCUGACCCGGUGCAUCAUGAAUCCCUCUUCUCUAUUGCAAUUCUGGAACAAUCUGAUGGAGAGCAGCAUGAUGAUGUUGGUGAAUCUGCUGACCAUGUUGACUCUGAACAUUUUGCAUUGGAUAUCCAUCCUGUGCUUGCAAGAUCGCAUUCUGUAACUAAUCUUGGGGUGAAUGAUGCAAAGUCCACUGGUGGUUCUCUGAAUUCUGAAUUGAUGAUGGGACGAUCCAGAUCUUUUGAGAAUUUCUCUUCUGUAAGUGGUAGGAGGGUUGAGAUUUUAGAUGGUGAAGAAGCAAUUCAUUCUGAAGUGGCUUUGCACAGUUGUAAGUCCAUGUCGCGAGCAUCUGAUGUGAGUGGACAGGGUUUGAUUUGCCAUGCAGAUUUAAGGGAAGGGUCUCAUUUCUCUAACACAAGUGGUAAUAAUGAAGUGGAAGAUCUGGAAAGAGAUGGAAUGUAUAUGAGUGAAAAGUCUAAGCAUGGCAAUCAGUCUACUAAUGGAAAAGGUUCACCUCACUAUGUGGAUUCAGUGGAAGAGUGUCUUUGCUCCAACACAAGUGGUGGCUUUGAUGAGGUGGCAGGCCAUGACAGAGAUGAUAAUUAUUGGUCUCAAAAUCUUAAACAUGACAAUCAGUCAGUUGAUGGGGGCGAUUAUCCCAACUACAAUGGUGAGGAAAUUGACAGGAGGGAACCUGAAAUAGCUGGUGCAGAGACUGGGAAAGAACUUCAAAAAGGAUCUAUUCAAAACUGUGUUGAACUGACCUGCAAAGAAUUCAAUAUUAGGCGAAUUGAGGACUGGAUCAGCCAAAUUGAUAUUCAAGCUGAUAAAAUUGUGGAAGAACUUGGAGAAUGUUCAAGUUCUGCUUCUAAGGAAGAUCCCCAAGUGGUAGGUGGUGCUGCUGCUAAAAGGCUUGACGCUAGAAGUAGUCUUGGCAUGGAAGUGGCUUACAAAUACAUCUCAACCUUGAAUGCUGCAUCUUCGUCAGCACAGAUGGCAAAUCUUGGGUUGGUGGCAAUCCCAAUUCUGAGCACAUUUGUUGGUUUAAGGGUGCUUAAUUUGUCAGGCAAUGCUAUAGUGCGGAUAACUGCAGGAGCUCUUCCAAAAGGUCUUCACAUGCUAAAUCUAUCAAAAAACAACAUCUCAACCAUUGAAGGCCUUCGAGAACUGACACGCCUUCGUGUAUUGGACCUGAGCUACAACAAAAUAUGUAGGAUUGGUCAUGGUCUGGCCUCGUGUUCUUCUUUGAAAGAGCUAUACUUGGCUGGUAACAAGAUCAGUGAGGUUGAAGGCCUCCACCGCCUUCUCAAAUUGAAUGUUCUUGACUUGCAUUCCAAUAAAAUCUCUACUUCAAAAGGUCUAGGUCAACUGGCAGCUAAUUAUGGUUCCUUGCAAGCAAUAAAUUUGGAAGGGAAUCCUGCCCAAAAAAAUGUUGGGGAUGAGCAGCUGAAGAAAUAUUUAUUAAGUCUUCUCCCUCAUCUUGUUUUCUACAACAAGCAGACAAUAAAAGCAAGUGGUGCAAAAGAAAUCGCGGAUCGUCCAACUCGAUCUCUUUCCUCUCAUCAGUUUGAUCGCAGCAUGAGAACAGAACAUAAAAGCUCACGAAGGGGAUAUCUUGGUGCAGCCCUUCACAAGUCAUCAACAAGCCAUGGUCGAUCAGGUUACCCUUCAAAGCCAUCCAAGAGCCGGAACGGGCACGUACCACCCUUGGGAUUCAAGCCAACUGAUCAUCUCCCCAUUAUUGAUAGGAAACUGUUAAGCUUGCAACCUAGUAAUCCUAUACGGCGAAUCCAGAGCGAGGGAGCACUCUGAGUUUCUUUUGCCAGUCAUGCAUGGCUUCAGUUUCAGUGGCUGAUGAUCUGUGAGUCUUCUCAUGUGUUGUGUGCUGAGUAAACGGUAGAACAUAAUGUGGUUUGCUAUUAUUUUAUCGAAUAAUGUUCAGGUUAAAACAAUUGUAGCCUGGACCAUUAGCUUGAGUCCAUGCUUGCUUUGUCCUUUUUGAAUGGUCAUUAUUUUAAUAUGGAGAUGGGUUUUUCUUGAUUUUGAAAA
Molecule: messenger RNA, 3161 nt
Organism: Phoenix dactylifera (date palm)
Lineage: Eukaryota; Viridiplantae; Streptophyta; Magnoliopsida; Arecales; Arecaceae
Product: Outer arm dynein light chain 1 protein
Cellular component (GO): cytoplasm
Molecular function (GO): protein binding
Source: RefSeq, a predicted model, not a curated record